AUGAACCUAAUCGAAAAGAUCAUCACCCACGCUGCGACUGGGCUGAAACCCCCUGAAGUCUCGACAGGUCAGUUCGUUAGCGUGCAGGUCGACUGGAUCCUCACCUCGGAGCUACUUUGGGGUGGUAUGGAGAAGACAUAUAAUCAGUUGAAGCGGCCUCGGCCGUACAGGAAUGAUCGAAUCUGGCUGGCCGUCGAUCAUACUGUAGACCCUCGUACCAAGGAUCUUCCACGGCAAAAAGGGCUUAUUGAGAGAUCAGAACGGUUCCGAGACGAGGCCAAGAUUAUCAAUUAUCUUCCAACAAACACGAGCAUCAUGCACACCGACUUCACCCGAGAGAAGGCCCAGCCAAGCACCAUUGUCGUAGGCAGCGACUCGCACACUUGCUCUGCCGGAAGUAUGGGGUCUCUUGCCGUUGGAUUCGGUGCUGCUGACGUGGUCAUGCCUCUUGUUACUGGCCAGACAUGGUUUCGCGUGCCUGAGGUCUGUCGAAUCAACUUUGUCGGCAAGCCUGCCUAUGGAAUAACGGGAAAGGAUGUCAUUCUUCAUGUCCUUGGCCUCUUCAAGCGAAACACUAUCGCGUUUCAGCGUCCUGUAGAGUACGGUGGCCCCAGUCUGUGUGAGCUCUCCAUGGAUGCACGGUUCGCCAUCGCUAACAUGACUACCGAAUUUGGUGGCAUGGGAGCUUGUUUUGAGGCUGACGAAAUUUUCGAGGUGGAUAUCAAAACGAAGAUUGCGACAAGAUCGGAAAGGUCGAUUGACCUUUCGAUGGUUGCUUUUACGGUAGCCAUUCACCCAAAUCCAGACAAUGUGGUGCCUAUCGACACAACAGCUGGAACUCUCCUAGACGGGUGUUUCAUUGGUGCUUGCACCACGACGGAAGAAGAGCUUAUACUGGCGGCCCUGGUUCUGGAUGCUGGGCUCCGUUCCGGACAAGUUCCAACGGCAAAGGGCAAACGAAGGGUCACACGUGGGAGUCUGGUCAUCAUAAACAGGCUUGACGAACUUGGCCUGCUGGACGCAUACCGCAAAGCCGGGUUUGAGAUAGGUGCUCCCGGCUGCUCAUACUGCGUUGGUAUCAACGACGUAGACGUCGCUCAAGAAGGAGAAGUAUGGCUGUCCUCGCAGAAUCGAAACUUUAGGAAUAGAAUGGGCAAAGGAAGCAUUGGGAACGUCACCUCAGCAGCGGCUGUGGCAGCCUCAAGCUUCACCAUGCGUGUUACAGACCCAAGGCCGCUUCUGGGUUUAAUAAAUGAGGCCGACUAUACGUCGCUCAUUCGAACCUACAACACCGAUAUUCCUGGCACGGUAACGAUCAGCGAACCAGAGCCGCGGCUGGCCAGCUCACCACAUCUCUCCAAGCUCGGAGACGGUAAUGGCGACUCAGUUCGAAUAGCACGAGAUCAAAGUCCAAUCGUCGGGAAGAUCCAGCGGCUUGAAGACAACGUUGACACCGAUGCCAUCAUUCCAGCCGAGUUCAUGGCAGGCGUUGAUAACGCUGAUCUUGGCAGCCACUGCUUCCAGUACUACCGACCCGACUUCAGAGAAAGAGCGAACACUGGUUCGACCGUCAUUUGA
Molecule: messenger RNA, 1578 nt
Organism: Saxophila tyrrhenica
Lineage: Eukaryota; Fungi; Ascomycota; Dothideomycetes; Mycosphaerellales; Extremaceae
Exons: 3
Coding region: 1-1578 (525 amino acids)
Source: RefSeq, a predicted model, not a curated record